AUGGCCCUCAUCACCGUGACCAUCUCAGGUUACCCCUCCUCUGGAAAAUCAACCCGCACAGCACAAAUCUACGACUUUCUCUCAUCAGCUUCAAGUCCUCAGCCCAAAGUAAAAGCCAUCUCAGACGAUGACUUAGCCACCAGUGACCUCCGAAAAUUAGACUCCCUUCAAGAAAAGAUCGCCCGCGCAACUCUCUUCAUCGCUGUCACAAGGCACAUCGCCAAAGACACGAUCCUCAUCAUAGACGGGAUGAAUUACAUCAAGGGGUUCAGGUACCAACUGUAUUGCAAGGCCCAAGAGGCUGGAGUAAGGGUCACUACGGUCUAUGUACUUGCUACGCCUGAUCAAUGUCGGAAAUGGAACGAUGAACGAGGAGAUGGAAAAAGACAUAAACCUCAGGCCUCAAACGUCAAGCCCUCAUCCAUGGUCUGCUGGGACGCUCCACUCUUCACCAUCCCCUGGGACGACCCAACACCCCCACUUGAAUGCAUAUCAGAUGCAGUCACAACUGGUAUCGUCAAACCUCCAAACAUCGGCACCCAGGUCACACCCAAAGCACCCACAGACGCCCUCCGCACUCAAGAGCAUAUGACACACGCACUGGUUUCUGCGCUCAUGGCUGCUCAGGCUGCUGGCCCACUCGGGGGACCUAUCAUCCUCACCAUCGAUACGCUUGAGCCUAGUUCGAAUACCAGUGCCAAUGAUAGCUCUGUUCUCCGGGUUCGAUUAAAACUCCCGCAUCGUGCAUUGACGCUGUCAGGACUGUAA
Molecule: messenger RNA, 768 nt
Organism: Suillus plorans
Lineage: Eukaryota; Fungi; Basidiomycota; Agaricomycetes; Boletales; Suillaceae
Product: chromatin associated protein KTI12
Exons: 4
Coding region: 1-768 (255 amino acids)
Source: RefSeq, a predicted model, not a curated record